This is a messenger RNA of Rhipicephalus microplus (southern cattle tick), 3967 nucleotides long. Its product is annotated as treslin-like. Gene Ontology annotation, molecular function: chromatin binding. Lineage: Eukaryota; Metazoa; Arthropoda; Arachnida; Ixodida; Ixodidae. The record is from RefSeq and is a predicted model, not a curated record. Gene Ontology annotation, biological process: response to ionizing radiation; mitotic G2 DNA damage checkpoint signaling; mitotic DNA replication checkpoint signaling. Gene Ontology annotation, cellular component: nucleus.
GUAGCAAACAAUAUCCGUCAUGGCUCGAACGUCGCGUUGUGUGUGACUGUACAAAGUUUGCGAGUGAUGGUUCUACCCGCCAAGCAUGUUUCAGUCGACAAAAGCGGUGUUUUUGGUGGAUGUGGCAUCGUUCUUCAGCCGCGAAGAUCGACUAAGUGUGGCCGACUACCAGCAGGCCAUGAACGCGGUCAAAUAUUGCUGCCUGAAGUUUCUCACGCACUUUGGCACGAAGAGGACUCGAUGGGGUUACAAGUUUUACAACCGCAAUGGCUCUGCUCGUCAGCGUAUGGAGAAGCGCCUCUUCUGCGAGUUCAACCUGGAAACCUUCGAAGAUUUCGAGGAAGAUCUCGUCAGGCGAUUUGAACACUACAGGCAAGCAUGCGAUGCAAUUGACCGCAGUGGUUCUCGCAGCACAACCGAAAAAGAUCCCCCCUGCAGUGUCCUCCGUGCUGCACUGACGCAGAUAUUCUCUGAAUACCAGUGGGACGCUCCUAGCCUUUCGUCUCCCGUCAAGUGGAAAUUGAGAAAGCGUGAGAAGAAGUGCACGAGUGAAACCUGCGAAGGUGAAGAGGAUGCGAACUAUGUAUUUAACAUAUCGCCCUGCCCUCAUACCGACAGCGAUGUUGCCGCCUUCUUGGGCAGAUCAGCCACUGCAUGUGCGGAUGUUGCGGAUGAAAUUCUCCCCGCCCACGUUCGUCGCCUGCUGUUCGCCAGCGCGUUGGUCAAAUUUUUCUGGAUUGACACGACAUCCCUAGAAGCCACCCUUGACCGUGGUACGACGGUUAGCCCCAAGCUUCGGAAAGCUACAACGGCUCUUGGAGGAGACGUGAUGUGUAUAUCGACGCUGGUAGCUGCUGGAAGUGUUUGUCUCGGCCCAGAUGGACGGGUAGCGAAACAAGGGCCCCUUACUGCUGUCCCUUUUUGUGAUGUGGCCAACUCUUAUUUUUCCAAGACCAUCGAGCCCCAGGCUAAGCAGCCAUUAACUCCUGUAGUGUAUAAGGGGACCCACAUUGGAUUGGCUGUGCUGUGCCCGAAUUCCUCUCGCGUGACCGAAGAGCUUGUUGCUGCUGAGGACUGGAAAGAGAUACGGAUAUUGGGUAGGACGAAAGCAGAUGCUAGGCUGUGUAUUUUUCAGUCCACUCGGGUGCAGAUAUUUCGCUGUGCUGGCACGAGCUUGCAUACCUACUCAAGGACUCCUGCCACUGCAUUGAAUGAGAUUCUCGCCUGUCUUGUAAAUGACAAUGGUGCACUUUUUGUUGAAAUGUUGUUAAACCACUCUUUUUUUAAGCACUCUGGUUUUCUGUUCCCCAUAGACUACAAUUCAUUUUCUGUGCACAUUGUCACAAAGCCAGCUGUGAGGGCGCCAAUGGCAUUGUCAAAAAAUGCCGGCAGGGAAUUUGCGAAUGGUAACCGAGAUGAAAUGAGACGAAUAGGCAUCCUGUGGAGAAGUAGCACAUCUUCACGUUUGGAAAAGCCCUUUGCGGCAAAUGUGCUUGAAAAGUGGUUUGUUCCUGCUUCCACCAGUUGUAUAGUUGAUACUAGCAACGAGCAGGCACAUUCCACUUCUCAAGACUACUUGCUCAAGUUGCUACGACGAGAGUACCGGACAAAACUAGCAGCCAGUAAGGCCAAGGGUGAACAUAGAAUUGUGAGUGAUGAGCCCAAGCGGCCAGUGUCUGUGCCUAAGAUGCGCAGGUGCCUUAGUGUUUCUUUUCCUGUUAUGCCUGCAUCAGAUGAUAACAUGGAAGCCACUUCGUUUGGCCGAAAUGCUCUCAUUGCAACACCUUCUUCUGAUGUUGACCAACUUGUCAUUCAUCUCAAGGAAUGUUAUGAUGCUGCACUUAAUGCAGAAUUGCCAGCCUCCUUGUUAACCUGUGCCCAGAACAUAGUCAGCGUGGUGAAGAGGUUUGCUGAGAGUCAACCAAGUGAACUAAGUUGUUCUGAAACUGCUUGCAGGGUGCUUAGGACUCACUUCACUUUGAGCUGUGUUCAGAUUGCAGAGAAAUAUGUCAACCAUAAAGAUGAUGACAGUGUCAAACGUCGUGUUAAUGAAUAUCAGCUGCAAGCACUGUUGGCAUUGGAGGAGGAAGUGAACUUUCAGUCAGCGAGCAAUUGUGUGGAAAGAGUAACAUCCUUGCUUCGAACACUUUCUUUUAUUUACAACCCAGCAUGUGCGAGCGAAUUUUUGAAAGGAAUUGUGAGCAGCGCCUAUCUAAUAACCCUUAAGGACAUUCUCAUGGAAAUUGCUGAGGAGCUGAACAUUCAGAUUAUUUCAGAUGAACUUGACACUUCGCUUGGUUCUGAAGGAGACAUUUUUCGCUUGGGAUCUGUUCCCUCUAUGCAGUCACAGGAGUCCUACCUGUCAAGUAUUCCAUCAUCGCUCAGCUUGAUGCGGGGUACUGACAGCACUAAUACAGCAGAGAACAAAGCUUUAGUCAGAGUAGACCUUUCACAGCCACCAGCACUUGAGAAGCUUCAAAUUGUGGUAAAGCAGGCAUCUACAAAGGACGGAGCAAAUGACUCCAAAUCGUUAAGAAAACAUGCAAAAAGGGCAAGGACAGGGAAUGCACAGAGUAAUGACGAUGAAGUAGGUUGCAAAAAGUCACAAAAGAGUAUAACUUCAACACCAAGUGCUAAACGUCGUCGUGUCCUAAAGACAACAUUUGUACCAGAAACACCUCAUGGGAAACAAGGAAGGAAGGCCGUUCAGCGUCGGCAAGAGCUGUUGAGAAAAAAAUGCAGUGUUAGGAUCACAUUGCCAGUAGUAGAGGAAACUCCUGAAAAGAAACACUUCUCUCAACCAACAACUUCAAAAUCUCAGACCCCAGUUAAACAUUCUGGUUUGGAAAUUCUGAGCAAUGCUGAAAUGCAGUAUGCUCAGGGCAGCACAACACCAAAGAGGACCCUUCGGCCAAAGAUGCUUUUUUCUCGUGUGCAAGCAACGCCACCCGAGUGGAACAGUUCAGAAUGCUUGUUCACUUCUCCCAUUGGUGAUGUUGAGCAGGUGCCCAACAAUGAGAAAACGCCUAAAAAAAUUGGCAGUCAGUUACAUACAGGAAAUGAACAACACUGUACUGUGACACCACGAAGAAAAGUUUCAAAGAAACUUCUGAGUUCUCCUUCAACACCAAAGUCCACACUCAAUUUUCCUAGUAAUGUUGAUGCAUCUCCAGCUGUCAAGCGAAUGCUCUCAAAGCUGCCAACUACCACUGUGAGGAGGCAGACAUUGUUCCCAAAAACUGAGACGCCAAGGCAGUUGUUCAGUAUGAAAAGUCAUAGAAGCUCACUGGUUAAGAGUGUAGACUCAUUGGAUAGUCUAGUGGCAGAUCGGGCUAGCUCCGGUACCCAGUCAUUUUCCACCUCUUCAGAACAAAUUUUAGGGGCCGACAACGAUGCUGCUCUAAUUGUGACUUCUGAACCACCAGAGAACUCUCUUAGCUCACCACUCUUAUCAGAAUGCACAUCUCGCUUCACACGGAGUAAAUCGCGUGAAACAGGCCUUUCACCACACCAACUGUUUGUAUUAUCGCAGAAGAGCCCAGUAAGGAAGGGAAACCAUGGGUUUAAGAAAAGGGGCAACAAAACAGUGGGCUGUGCUAUGUUGAAAGACAAUGACCAGACUCCAAGGCAUAAAGUGACAAAGAAAGUUUCGUACACUCCUCCUUCUGCAUUGAGUUUAUUGCACCUUACUAGCUCUCCCAUGCUGUUAAAGAAGACCAAGUGAUUGUGCCGGUGGGAUGUUUUAAUCAAUUCAUUUAUCUGUACUUAAAUUUUUAGUGCAUAUAUGGGGAUUUUUCUGAAUGUUCUCGGUGUUUACAAUUAUCAAAUGUAAUGUAAGUAUGUACAGAAAAUUGCUGGGUAUUACGCGUCAUUUUAUGCUUAAAUAAAUAUAGCUCACUGUACAGGAUACAGUGCCAUGUGAAUGUCUGAAAUAAUCAAUGUAAUUUUACAUCAUUGUCACAAACGA